GAACAAGCAAAGAACUCUCAUGAUAAACCCGCGCAGAUUGUGCAAGAUGCAAUCAUGAGCAGCCCCCAAAAUGUGUAUCCAUAUCUCCCGUCCUCCAAUUCGAUUCGUCAAACAAUUCACCGGGUUCGACAUAUUGAUCUCUCUACUGAACCUUCAUCUUUGGAAAAUUUGUUCAUUCCCGAAAACAUGAAAACAAUAUUGAAUGGUCUCGAAUUUUUGAUUAGUGAUUCUGUUGUAGGUCAAGGUCGAAUAUUAGUAUUUACAACCGUUGACAACGUGCGGCAUCUUAGUCGAUCUCGUUUCUGGCUUAUGGAUGGGACCUUUAAAACGGUCCCAACUUUUUUUAGACAACUGUACACAAUCCAUGGAUGUGUCGGCGGAAAUGAAAAUUCAAGGGUUAUGCCUUUAGUUUUUGCCUUGAUGUCAAGUAAAUCUGAGGAAUUUUAUAGAAGGUUAUUUCAGAGAUUGAUUGAUUUCGGUGAAGAAUAUGGUAUUUAUUUGAGUCCACAAGUGGUUUUGACUGAUUUCGAAAUGGCCGCUAUAAGCGCUAUUCAAUUAGAGUUUGAAGAAGUUCAAU
This is a messenger RNA of Dentiscutata heterogama, 577 nucleotides long. The record is from the annotation of a GenBank genome assembly. Lineage: Eukaryota; Fungi; Glomeromycota; Glomeromycetes; Diversisporales; Gigasporaceae.